Molecule: messenger RNA, 3848 nt
Organism: Polychytrium aggregatum
Lineage: Eukaryota; Fungi; Chytridiomycota; Chytridiomycetes; Polychytriales
Exons: 13
Coding region: 95-3562 (1155 amino acids)
Biological process (GO): leucyl-tRNA aminoacylation
Molecular function (GO): leucine-tRNA ligase activity; aminoacyl-tRNA deacylase activity; ATP binding
Source: RefSeq, a predicted model, not a curated record
CAACCAAGCAACCCGCGCGCUCAUAUCACCUCCCCCAUCUCCCUGAUCUGCUCUCUUGCCAGAACAUCCCUGAUCGUGGAGACGCCGGUUCUGCAUGCUCUUUGUGCGGACCUUGAUUCAUCAUCGCCUUCGUCACCCGAGACCGCCCACGCUCCUUCCAAAGACCGCCUCGGUCCUGCUCAUUCCUCAAAUCGAGCCACAACCCGUUGCCACGAUCCUCAUCCGAGCCAUGAGCGCCGCUGCUCCUCAACCUCAAGAGCCCAAGAAGCCGUCUGCUCGACGUGAUGCCCUGCGGGCGAUUGAGAAGCGAGUUCAAUCCCGAUGGGAAGAAGACAAGGUCUUUGAAAAGGAUGCGCCCUUGCCCGGCGAACCUAGCCCACCCAAGUUCCUCGUCACCUUCCCCUACCCGUACAUGAAUGGAAAGCUGCAUCUGGGUCACUCGUUCUCCGUCUCCAAAUGCGAGUUCAACAUCGGCUAUCAGCAGCUCAAGGGCAAGCGCGCUCUCUUCCCCUUUGGCUUCCAUUGCACGGGUAUGCCCAUCAAGGCCUGUGCCGACAAGCUCUUGCGCGAAAUCGAUCUGUUUGGCCAAAACUUUGAAAAGUUCAAGGAAGAGGUUGCUGCCGAGCCUGAGCCUGAGCCGCAGGUCGAAGCUACCGGGCCCGUCGACCCAACCAAGAUUGUGAAGAAGCAUGGCAAAGUCAACAGCAAAAGCACUGGGUUGAAGUACCAGUUCCAAAUCAUGCGAAGCAUGGGGGUCCCCAACGAGGAAAUCCACAAGUUUGCCGAUCCCAAGCACUGGCUCUACUACUUUCCUCCACAUGCCAUUAGCGACCUGAAAGACUUUGGCGCCCACAUCGACUGGCGCCGCUCCUUCAUCACCACGGAUGUCAACCCGUAUUACGACUCGUUCAUCCGAUGGCAGUUCAACAAGCUGAAGAGCCUGCAGCCCGUCAAGAUCGACUUUGGCGAACGUCUGACCAUUUACUCUCCGCUUGAUGGCCAGGCUUGCAUGGACCACGACCGUGCCACAGGCGAAGGCGUCGGUGUCCAAGAAUACACUGCCAUCAAGUUGCAAGUACAGCUCGCCGAAAUGCUUGCCGAGGGCGAGCUUCGUCGUGACAUUGUCCAGGGCAAGCCUGUGGGCCAAAAGAUCACUCAACCCGAGUUCCUCGAACGCCUUGGCGACCGCAAGCUGUACUACGUUGCUGCAACCCUGCGUCCCGAGACCAUGUACGGCCAAACCAACUGCUAUGUUGGCGUCGAUCUGGACUAUGGCGUCUUUAUCGUCAACAAACAUGAGGCCUAUAUUUGCACCGAGCGUGCUGCGCGCAACAUGGCCUUCCAGGGCAUCUUUGAGGAGCGAGGCAAGGUCAACAAGAUCACCGACCUCAAGGGCUGGGAUUUGGUUGGAGUGCCCCUCUCGGCUCCUCUCGCGCAGUUCCCGACUGUGUACACGCUUCCCAUGGAAGGAGUGCUGGCCGCCAAGGGUACAGGUGUUGUCACCUCGGUUCCCUCAGAUUCGCCCGACGACUACAUCACCCUGCAAGAUCUGUCCAAGAAGCCUGUGUACUACGGCAUCCAACCCAAGUGGGUCGAGCCGUUCUUCAGCACACUCAAACCCAUCAUCCAAACCCCCAACUAUGGCGACCUGGCUGCCAAAACUGCUGUUGAGAAGCUCAAGAUUAAGAGCCAGAAGGACAAGAAGGAGCUUGCCGAGGCGAAGGAGCUGGUUUACAAAGAGGGAUUCUACAGCGGUACCAUGGUUGUCGGAUCCCAGGCUGGCAAACCUGUCCAGGAAGCAAAGCCGAUCAUUCGCGCCGAGCUGAUCGAGCAAGGCCUCGCUUUUGCCUACGCAGAGCCCGACGGCCUUGUCGUCAGUCGCAGUGGCGAUGAAUGUGUCGUCACUCCGGCGGACCAGUGGUUCAUGAACUAUGGCGAGCAAUCCUGGCGCCAGACCGCCGAAAGCUGCCUUGCCAAGAUGGAAACGUUCGGACCAGAGACUCGCAACGCCUUCGAGAAGACCCUGGCCUGGCUCAACCAGUGGGCCUGCUCGCGUAGUUACGGCCUCGGCACACGUCUUCCCUGGGACCCUCAGUACCUGAUCGAGUCUCUCAGCGACUCGACUAUCUACAUGGCCUACUACACCGUCGCUCAUCUCCUUCAUGGCGGUAACCUCGAUGGAUCCAAGCCCGGCCCGCUCGGCAUCAAGGCUGAGCAGAUGUCGCAUGAAGUGUGGGAGUUCAUCCUCAACAAGAGCGCCCCCUUCCCCCAAACCGACAUUCAGAAGGAGUCUCUGGAACUGAUGCGCCGCGAAUUCCAGUACUUUUACCCUGUCGAUCUGCGCUCCUCUGGAAAGGAUCUGAUUGGCAACCAUCUUACCUUCUUCAUCUACAACCACGUCGCCCUCUUUGACGAAGAGUUUUGGCCCAAAGCUGUCCGCACCAACGGCCAUUUGCUCCUCAACGGCGAAAAGAUGUCCAAGUCGACCGGUAACUUCAUGACCCUGAACGAUGCCGUUUCGACCUAUGGUGCUGAUGCGACUCGCUUUGCCUUGGCCGAUGCCGGCGACGCUCUGGAUGACGCCAACUUCUUGGACAAGACUGCCGACGAUGCCAUUCUCAAGUUGUUUAUCGAAAAAGAGUGGAUCGAGGAGAGUCUUCGCAACGGUGGCCAAGACCUGCGCUCGGGCGAGCUCAACUGGAUCGAUCGUGUCUUUGCGUCCGAGCUUCAAAAGAUCGCCAGCGAAGCCGACAAGGCGUACCAGUCCAUGCUCUAUCGCGAGGCCCUGAAGUUCUCGUUCUAUGAGAUCCAGAACGCCAGAAAUGAGUACCGCAAGGCCACGGUCACCGCAACCAACAUGCAUGUUGAUCUCGUCAAGCAGUUUGUCGAAAUUGAGGCCCUUCUCAUGUCCCCCAUCACUCCCCACUGGAGCGAGUACAUUUGGUCAGAGGUGCUUGCCAAGCCAACCAGCAUCCAAAAAGCCCAUUGGCCCACUUUCACCGUCCCUGUCGACGAGUCCCUCCUUGCGGCUGCCGACUACAUCCGUGACCUCGUGUCCAAGAUCCGAUCGGCCGAGGAUGCUGCCGCAAAGAAGAAGGCCAAGAAGGGUGGCAAGACCGAGGAAAAGGACGACGGACCCAAGUCCAUCCGCAUUUAUGUUGCCGAGACAUUCCCGCAGUGGCAGGACGAAGCUCUGUCGGCACUGAAGGAGUGUUGGGACUCGACCGAGAAGAAGUUCAUCCCAGGCAAGGACAAGGAAAUCCUGACCCAGCGCGGCCUCAUCAAAGACAAGCGCGUGAUGCCCUUCGUUGCUGCCAUGAAGAAAACCGUUGAGGUCGGCGGCGCGAUUGCCUUUGACCGCGCACUUCCUUUCCAUGAGUACGAGACGCUGAGCUCCAACGUCGAUUUCAUUGCCCGUGAGCUUGCCGUUCUGAAAAUCGCCGUCGUCGACAUUGUCAAGAAGGAGACCGUCACCCUCGGACCCUUCACCGAGGAAGAUGUCAAGAAAGCCGACGGAGCGGCCCCGGCUGUUCCUGGCCAGCCUACUUACCGAAUCUGGUAACUCCACAUCGAGCAUCAUCGGACGGAGCAGCGGCUCCUCCAUGAAGCAGCAAUGUCCCCGUGAUGGUAUUGAAAAGCGAAAGAGGCUGCCCUCGUUCUCGAGGCAGAAAACCACUCUCUCGGACUCGUGAAUACAUACAUGCGUCAUUCGUGAUCACAACGACCAUCCACCAUCGGUGGGAGCUGUUGGGUUGCUGACCGCGAGGCCAUACAAUACCCGGCGUCACAAGUUAGCCCGAUUUUGCCUGUGCUCGCAAGAAUUACUCUCUGUCGAUUUUGCUUCUCCG